CGCAUUAUAGCGUUUGAUAGUUUAGGCUCAGUUACCAUAUUAAAUGGGUGACAGGUUCCUCAAAAUAAGAUUCUACCGGUGGCUGCUAUUUCUCUUCAGCUUCAGUAAUUUGGAUAAAAUUUAGCUUUUUCAAUUUAAUUUUUCAUUACCAUUAAAGUAUUUAGGCCAUUUCAAUACGUUAUAUUCUAAUAAAAUGCUGCACUACAAAACUAUCCCCGAAGAUUACGUGAGGAGGACGGAACAAUGUGCGGCAGCGGCGCAGGCGGCGCUGGCGUGCAACCGCGCGGCGCACGUGACGGCGCUGCGCGGACACAAGCUGCCGCAGCUCGCCGCCCUGUCGCCGAAGGUGCGCGCGUUCGUGGAGCGCAGCGCGGCGCUGUGCGAGCCGGAGCACGUGCACGUGUGCGACGGCUCGGAGGCGGAGGCGGCGGCGCUGCUGCUGCUCAUGCGCCAGCAGGGCACCGUGCGCCCGCUGCCGCAGUAUGACAACUGCUGGCUGACGCGCACGGACCCGGCGGACGUGGCGCGCGUGGAGUCGCGCACGUUCAUCUGCAGCGAGCGCGAGCGCGACGUGGUGCCGGCCGCGCGCGCCGGCGCCCGCUCCGCGCUCGGCAACUACAUCGCGCCGCACGACUACGACGCCGCCGUGCAGGAGCGCUUCCCCGGCUGCAUGAAAGGUCGCACGAUGUACGUGAUCCCGUUCUCGAUGGGUCCGCUGGGGUCGCCGCUGUCGAAGAUCGGCGUGGAGGUGACGGACUCCGCCUACGUCGCCUACUCCAUGCGCGUCAUGACCAGGAUCGGGAGCAAGGUCCUGGAACAGCUGCGCAAGGACGAGCAGUUCGUGCGGUGUCUGCACUCUGUGGGCGUGGGCGGCGGCACGGCGGGCUGGCCCUGCGACCCCGCCCGCACCAUCAUACUCCACAGGCCCGCUGACAACGAAAUUGUCAGCUAUGGCAGCGGUUACGGCGGUAACAGUCUGCUGGGCAAGAAGUGUUUCGCGCUGCGGCUGGGCUCCGUCAUCGCGCGCCGGGAGGGCUGGCUGGCCGAGCAUAUGCUGAUCGUGGGCAUAACGGACCCCAAGGGUCGCAAACGCUACAUCGCGGCGGCGUUCCCGUCGGCGUGCGGCAAGACCAACCUGGCGAUGAUGACACCGAGCCUGCCGGGCUACAAGGUGGAGUGCGUGGGCGACGACAUCGCCUGGAUGAGGUUCGACGACGACGGCGUGCUGCGAGCCAUCAACCCCGAGAACGGCUUCUUCGGAGUCGCUCCAGGUACGUCGGAGGCGACGAACCCGAUAGCGAUGUCGACGGUGUUCCGCAAUACGGUGUUCACGAACGUGGCGGAGACGCCGGAGGGGGGCGUGUGGUGGGAGGGCAUGGGCCCCGCUCCGCCCGCGCUCACCGACUGGCGCGGCCAGGCCUGGACUCCCGACACCAAGACCCCCGCCGCCCAUCCCAACUCAAGGUUCUGCUCGCCGGCGGAGCAGUGCCCCAUCAUCGACGCGGAGUGGGAGAGCGCGGCGGGCGUGCCCAUCUCCGCCAUCCUGCUGGGCGGGCGGCGGCCGGCGGGUGUGCCGCUCGUGGUGGAGGCGCGCGACUGGGCGCACGGCGUCUUCAUGGGCGCCGCCAUGCGCUCCGAGGCCACCGCCGCUGCUGAGCAUGCGGGUAAGGUGGUGAUGCACGACCCGUUCGCCAUGCGACCGUUCUUCGGCUACAACUUCGGCGACUACCUGCAGCACUGGCUGUCGCUGCCGCGGCCCGGCCGGCAGAUGCCCAAGAUCUUCCACGUCAACUGGUUCAGGAAGGACCAACAGGGCAAGUUCCUCUGGCCGGGUUUCGGCGAGAACUCGCGCGUGCUGGAGUGGGUACUGCGGCGGUGCGACGACGAGCCGUGCCACGUGACCACGCCCCUCGGCCACGUGCCCGCGCCCGGCGCACUCAACACGGACGGGCUGGGAGACAUCGACAUGGACGAGCUCUUCAGCAUACCCAAAGACUUCUGGCUUAAAGAGACUGAAUGCAUAGAGAAGUAUUUCACGGAGGAGGUGGGAGAGGACAUGCCCAGUGAGAUGUGGAACCAGCUCAACACUCUCCGAGAGAACAUCAAGAAGGCCUAGACUUGCACCAAGACCUAAGUCACAACACACCGACCUACAUACGCUCUUGGUCUAAAAUAUAGGACCAAGACCAUUUUUUACAAGCCUAGGACGUAGGUUUUUAGUAGUUAGUCCAGUGUAACUCACUAUAAGAUCUGUUAUAAUACUCGUUAUUUCCAAAGCUGUAUUAUUUAUAUCAAGAAUUCGGUAUUGAAAUGACCGAACGAUCGAGAUUCACGACACAGAUAAAAUGAAUUGUAUUUAUUAAGUAUGUUAAGUUUAAGAAUAAUUUUUAUGAGUAAGGAUUUAUUUUUACGAGUGACGCCAUCUUGGAUUCGAGUUUUGAGUUGAUUCAAGCUUACAAAAUAAAUGAAAACCGAAAUUGUACCGCAGCGUAACUUCGUAUUGAAAUGGCAAAGGCUGUGUUCUAGAAUUAAAUAGUUUUAUAGCUAGUUGUAUAUACUCUAAAGUCUAAGUUAAGCUGACCAAUGUUACAAUAUAAUAAAUAUAUUUAUUCAAUGAAA
Molecule: messenger RNA, 2619 nt
Organism: Aricia agestis (brown argus)
Lineage: Eukaryota; Metazoa; Arthropoda; Insecta; Lepidoptera; Lycaenidae
Product: phosphoenolpyruvate carboxykinase [GTP]-like
Exons: 13
Coding region: 194-2116 (640 amino acids)
Biological process (GO): gluconeogenesis; cellular response to insulin stimulus; response to starvation
Cellular component (GO): cytosol
Molecular function (GO): GTP binding; manganese ion binding; phosphoenolpyruvate carboxykinase (GTP) activity
Source: RefSeq, a predicted model, not a curated record